AUGGCUGCUGCGCUGCAGCUUGCUGCUCUGCUGCGCUCUGUCCCAGGGGGCCGGGGGGCCCUCGGGCUUGAGGGGGCCCCCCCAAGGGGCCCCCCAGCUGAGGCUGCACCGGCUGCAGCAGCGGCUGCUGCUGGCAGCAGCAGGGUGAAGCGCGCUCGGCAGCAGCAGCAGCAGCAGCAGCAGCAGCUGCAGCAGCUGCUGCUGCUGCCCGCGAAGGAUCUGCUGCUGAUGGCCAUUCAAGAGUACUUCGCAGCACUCGUCAAAGUGCUGCUGCAGUGGGCCCCCUUCCGCCGCCCCGCUGAGGCCCUGCAGCAGCUGCUGCGGGGUUUUGACGUUGCUGCUGUUUAUGAGCUUUUGCCCCUCCCUCUGGACUUGUUUUUGGGGCCCCAUAGGAAGAAGCUGCUUCUGGAGCUGCUGCAGAUGCAGCAGCAGCAGCAAGAACAGCCGCAGCAGCGAGAACAACUGCAGCAGCAGCAGCAGCAGCAGCAACUGUGCAUGAGGCUUCUUGGGGCCCAAAGGGGCCUCCUGAGGCAGUCUCUGUCUUUGUUUUUGAGUUUGUCCCACCUGGCGUCUGCUUACAUCCCUUGCUGCGCCUCAGUACCGGGCCCCGCCGCCUCAUGGAGCGUUCUCAGGGCCCUCGUCAAGGCCCUGGGGGCCCCACAGUUCCCCAAGAGGGGGGGGGGGCCCCCCGGGGGCCCCUUAAGAAAGCAGGGGGGCCCCCCUGAGCACCAGGAGGGCCUCCGCCUCAGGGUUUGGCUGGGCAGCGCGCAAUGCGCCCUCGAGAUCUACGGGGUUGUCUUUGAACAUGUUGCAGUUCUUCUGGGGACAGAGGCCCCCCCUGUACCCUUUUCUGUGGGGCAGUCCGCGCAGGGGGGCCCCCGGGCCAGCGGGGGGCCCCCAGGGGCCUCCUUGGCCAUCCCCAGGGCAGCAGCAGGAGGGCCCCCGGGGGCCCCCUCUGCUGCUGAGGUAGCAGCAGCUCCCCUUGCGGUUGUGCUGCUGCUGCCAAGACUCGUGAGGGCCCUUUUUGGCUGGCUCCAGCUCAUGUCAGAUGCCGUCGCGGCCCCACACCCAAAGGCCCUGGGGGCCCCCGGGGCCCCUGCGGCUGCUGCUGCGCCAGAGGGGGCCCCCUUGGGGGCCCCCCUGCUGACUCCCGAGGCCUUGCAGCGUCUGAGAAGGCUGGCCUGGAAAAGCGUUGAGGGGGCCCUUUUGGGGGCCUUUCGUUACUUGAGCAAUUGUUUUUUGCCUGCAGUCACGCCUCCCCAGCUUCAGCAGCAGCAGCAGCAGCAGCAGCAGCAGGAAAGAAGGGGUCAGUCAGCUGUUGUGCUGCAGACGGCACGCUGUUGUUGCUGCUGCUGCAGCAGCGGUGCGACACGGCGCAUCCGGAUCCGCCGGAGCAGCAGCAGCAGCAGGAACUGCAGCAGCAGCUGCAGCAGCAGCAGAUUCCUAAGGGACGUUCUGGAGAGCAGCAGCAGCUGCGUGCUGGCCCAGGCCUCUCUAAGGGCCCUGGGGACAGCUUUGCUGCAGUGGGGGCCCUUUAUUGAGGAGACUGCAGUUUCGGAUCUGCUGCUGCGCAUUCACUCGAUUUUUCCUCAUCCGGAGCUUCUGCUGCACUUCCUGGGGGACUUCGCUGCAGCAGCAGCUGCAGCAGCAGCUGCUGAAGCAGCAGCUAGCAGCGCAGCAGCAGCCCCAAACGGCAGGGAGCCUCAUUCCCCUUCAAGGAGACUACAUGUGCCAGUCCCCGCCGGCUUGUUGGCUGCUCUGAGGAAGGUGCUUGCUGCUGCUGCUGCCCCUGCUGCUGCUGCUGCUGCUGCUGCUGCAUGCGAGUCCUCUGGGCCCCCCUAG
Messenger RNA from Eimeria tenella, 1842 nucleotides. RefSeq lists its product as uncharacterized. The transcript is spliced from 5 exons. The record is from RefSeq and is a predicted model, not a curated record. Lineage: Eukaryota; Apicomplexa; Conoidasida; Eucoccidiorida; Eimeriidae. Bases 1 to 1842 code for a protein of 613 amino acids.